This is a messenger RNA of Sphaeroforma arctica JP610, 1710 nucleotides long. RefSeq lists its product as hypothetical. The transcript has a single exon. Gene Ontology annotation, cellular component: plasma membrane. The record is from RefSeq and is a predicted model, not a curated record. Gene Ontology annotation, biological process: ammonium transmembrane transport. NCBI's taxonomy places the organism in Eukaryota, Ichthyosporea, Ichthyophonida. Bases 42 to 1445 code for a protein of 467 amino acids. Gene Ontology annotation, molecular function: ammonium channel activity.
ACAAAACAUUCGGUAGUGUUGAUUUUAAAAAAACAUCCAAAAUGUCAGACCCCUCAGCCGAAGCGAUCUUCACCGCAGGAUACGAUGGAGCGUCCAUAGCUUGGAUAUUGACAGCCACGGCGUUGGUCUUUAUGAUGACGUUCGGACUAGCGUUCUUCUACGGAUCAUUGUGCCGUGACAAACACAUUAUCGACACACUCACAAAGACGUGUGUUGUAAUAGGUCUAAUUACGAUACAAUGGGUACUGUUCGGUUUCUCUUUAGCAUUUGGUGGCGACGGAGUGUUCUACGGUAACUUCGACUACGCAGCACUUGUAGAUGUCCCUACCCAGGAUCUUCUCUUCGUUGGCUUCCAAUUGUCCUUCGCUAUUAUCACCGCCGCACUUAUCACCGGCGCUGUUGUUGGUCGCAUGAAGGCCGAGUCCUUCCUGAUCUUCAUAUUCCUGUGGACCACUCUAGUGUAUGACCCCGUCUGCCAUUGGGUAUGGGGCAAUGGAGGAUUUGUCCACUCUAUCGGAGACAUCGCAGGUAACAGUGAAGGAGGAGGUUCUCUUGAUUUUGCCGGUGGUUCUGUAGUCCACAUUUCAUCGGGUGUGUCAGCACUUGCCUGUGCUUUAGUUUUAGGCAAGCGUCACAAGGAAGAUCGCGAUGAGGCCCCAGUUAAACUCACGCUCAACCUUCUUGGAGCUACUAUGUUGUGGAUCGGAUGGAUGGGCUUCAACGGAGGUUCAUCUCUGGCAGCCGAUUCGGUCGCUGCUUUGGCACUACUGAACACUCAGGUCUGUGCAGGAACUUCGAUGUUCACAUGGGCUAUAAUUGAUCUUGUAUUGAAGAAAAAGGUCGACUUAGAAGGUGCUUUGUACGGUGGAGUAUGUGGUCUUGUUGUUAUCACACCCGCCGCAGGGUUUGUCAUUCCAGGGUAUGCUCUGCUCAUGGGCAUCUACGGUUCUGCAAUUUCCUAUCUUGUACUCUGGGCGUGGAUGAAGUACGCACACUUGUCUUGGGUCGAUGAUUCACUGUACGUAUUCUGCUCACACGGGGUUGGUGGUAUGAUCGGUGCCUUCUCGACUGGACUUUUCGCAACGACAACUGUUAACGAUUGGGGUGCGGAUGGUGCCUUCUACGGGCGCCCCAUCCAACUGGCAUACCAGGUCUUCGAUAUUGUUGUGGUUGCCGCAUGGGCCUUCACAGUAACCGUCAUCCUAAUGCUGGGUCUUAAAUAUACCAUUGGCAUCCGUGCCGAGUAUCAGCCUGAGAUGUCUCCCGAUGAAAUGUCAAAGCUUGGUCUCAGUAACCCAGGCGCCUUCGAAGGGUCGCUUGUAUUACCCGGACCUCCCCUUAUGAGUGAAAAGAAGGAAACAGCAGUCGAUGUUGUAACCGACUCGCAUGAUGUCAAUUCCGGGUCCAGACAAGACAAAGAUAGAGAGAGCUCUGUGGUAUGUUAGACAUACUAUACAAGGACGCCUGGUGUGCUCGUGUACACAAGGUGUAUGUAUACAUAAGCGACCGUGUAUUACGGUCGUAUAUGAACGGUGAUUAUAGCAUAGGCAUCGCGGGUUGAGAGCGUAUGAGUGUAUAUAAAGAAUCUGUGAGUAAUACAAUCUGCCGAGCGCGAGAAAUAACCCAAGGUUGAGGAUAGACCCCGUUCCUAUCCCCACCCUUAUGCGGCGUGAUGAUCGGCUUCCACCGAUUGGUCGUCAUGUGCAGGAC